Brassica oleracea var. oleracea is the source of this 555-nucleotide messenger RNA. RefSeq lists its product as uncharacterized. The transcript has 2 exons. Bases 1 to 555 code for a protein of 184 amino acids. NCBI's taxonomy places the organism in Eukaryota, Viridiplantae, Streptophyta, Magnoliopsida, Brassicales, Brassicaceae. The record is from RefSeq and is a predicted model, not a curated record.
AUGGAUCUUGGAAUUCCUAUAAACUCUACGGUGGAGAAAGCUAUUCAGAUAUAUAGAGCGAGAAGGCAUCGUGUUCACUCUCUUAGGCUGGUUGAUCGUGAGAUUAUGGCACUCAAAAAUAAAGGUCUUAACCAAUUAGACGAUAUUUGCCUUUGGAAAAGGGAGAAUAGGGAGUUUAAAACAUAUUUCAAAACAUCUCAUACUUGGAAUCUUGUGAGAAACCCAUCUCCGAAGGUGUCUUGGGAAGUCUGGAUUGGAACCAUUAAACAUUUGGCAGGGCAUGGAGAAGUGUAUGAAUGGGAUCGAGUGCUUCGGAUUGUUGAGAAGGGAUUACACAAGCGGAGUUCGACUGUGCUACUGCGUUAUUGCUUUCAGGCCGUGGCUUAUGCGAUAUGGCAUGAGAGGAAUGUGAGAAGAGUUGGUGAGGCAUCACAGCCAGCUACUUGUCUGAUCGCAAAGCUUGAUAAGCUUAUCAGAAACAGAAUAUCUUCACUGAGAAGGAGGGUAGGAGGAAAAUAUGAGAAGAUGAUGGAGGAUUGGUUUGACAGAGACUAG